Oncorhynchus kisutch (coho salmon) is the source of this 1839-nucleotide messenger RNA. Its product is annotated as complement factor H-like. NCBI's taxonomy places the organism in Eukaryota, Metazoa, Chordata, Actinopteri, Salmoniformes, Salmonidae. Bases 427 to 1671 code for a protein of 414 amino acids. The record is from RefSeq and is a predicted model, not a curated record. The transcript is spliced from 8 exons.
CAGUAAACAGACAGGUUUAUGUGAGGUUUAUGUCAGUACACAUUUGUUCAGCAUAUUUGGUGAUUCAUCAAUGACCUUACAAAUGGAGCUUAUCAUCAUUACAAUCAACAUUCAAAGUAUUUGCUACCUGUCUAAAUGUCUUUCUAUCUCUAAAUCUAUGCUCUUCAGAUUAGAUAUGUCUCUGUAUGGCUGACCAAAUGAUUUGCACUUUUAAAUUUGUUUUGAUUUGCUCAAAUUAAUUAAUAGACUGAACCAAUGCAGUUCCUACAUUGAGCAUUUUCCUCAGUGUUUCCCCUCCCCGCAAUGUAGGUUUGAUUGAAUUCUAGUAUUUGUGUCAGUCCCCCUGGACAGUGGUUCUCUUCACUGCUCCCUGGGGGCUGGAACUCUGUAGACAAACAUUAACUUUGGGAUAGACACUCUAUAUUUAUGUUCUACUCCUUCCAUUUUUACUGCAUCUACCAUUUGAUCAACAUGAAAUCAUCUCUGACUCUACUGUGUCUGGUGGUAUGGGUGAAUGUGGAUGCUUCAUCAGCUCAGACUGUGUGCAGUGGACCUCUUCCAAAUGUGCCCGAUGCCAGGGUCACUGAGGAAAGCGUCAAAAAUGAGUACAAAGAGGACGAUAUUGUCCUUUUUUCCUGCAACUUUGGCUUUGUACCAGCAGGCAGAAUAAGUUAUCAGUGUAAGAAGAAUAAGUGGGUGGUGGUCCGUCAGGGGAAAUGCAAGCCUAAACCAUGUGAGCUCCCUGAUGAAACUGCCAAUGGCCACUACAGGAUCCACGUUGGAGAUGACUUUGUCUUUGGAACCACUAUCAAAUACACUUGCAAUGACGGUUAUCAGAUUAUGAGCAAAAUGGACAACAGAACCUGUAUGGUGGCAGGAUGGAGCAACCACCUGCCCUUAUGUGAAGUGGUGAGUUGUGUCCCCGAGGCUACAGAUGGACGGGUGGUUGUGAGCGGUCUGCCAGAUGAUGAUGGUGUUAUACAGUACGGUCAUGAGCUCAAGUUCAGCUGCCCCAACCCAGCACACCAGCUGAAGGGAAACCCACAGGUAGUGUGUGCUGCGGGGGGGAUGUGGAACAACCGUUUCCCAACCUGUGAAGAUGUGACUUGUGAAGCUGCAGAGAAGAUUAAGAAUGUGAACGUGAUAGGAAUUCCCCAAAACAACACCAUGAAGGUUGGACACAGGCUACAGUUUGAGUGCAGCAACUCUAAACACAUUCUGAAGGGGAAAUCAGAGGUCACCUGCUCAGUCAAUGGACAGUGGAGUCACUCCAUUCCAAUUUGUUAUGAGCCCAAGGAUUUCUGUGGACCACCUCCACAUGUCAAUAACGGAGACAGAGACAGAACCAGAGAACGCUACAGAAAUGGAGAAUCAGUUCAAUAUGUCUGCCAGAAAUACUACAUCCUUGAUCCCCCUUCAGCUUACAAGACGUGUCGUGACGGGAUCUGGACACGACCGAUAACCUGUCUGAAACCCUGCACUGUGGAUGAAGAGCUGAUGAACACACAGAACAUCCAAUUUAAAUAUCCUCCGGAAGAUCAAAAAGUCUAUGCCACACAUGGAGAUCAUACCACUUUUAAGUGUACUGGUCAUCUUAGACUGAGCCCAGGUAGUGUUGGUUUUCAUCAACAGUGUAUAAAUGGGGUCAUGAACUUGCCUCAUUGCCAAUAGUGGCUUCGUCUUACGCGAAGAGAUGGCCACUUGCUUGUUGGGCAAACAUGUCAAUGAAUAACCCCUGUCAAUAGUUUGUUCAAAUUAUUUUCAGAUUCAUUGUCUGAAUAAAUGUAUGGUAUUUCAUGAUUGUCCAACAUGAAAUAAAGUGCUGCUGGUUCAAAUCUA